Ichthyophthirius multifiliis is the source of this 743-nucleotide messenger RNA. RefSeq lists its product as hypothetical. The transcript is spliced from 6 exons. NCBI's taxonomy places the organism in Eukaryota, Ciliophora, Oligohymenophorea, Hymenostomatida. The record is from RefSeq and is a predicted model, not a curated record.
AAUGGAUAAUUAUUUUACAGCUAUAACACUUCUUGGUUUAAGAGAUUAAAACUUACCUCCUUUUAAAGAUGCGAGAUUAUAAAGAUAUAAAUCAAUAAAAAAAAUGAUUGAUUUAAUAGAAACAGCAACAAAACUAUAUCCAAAAAUGCCAAUUGAAUUAUUUACUCUUAACCCAACUGAUCCUGAAUGGGACGAUGAUAUGACUUAUCCUUCAAUUUAGUAUAGUACUUUACUAUACAAAUCAACGGCUUUAGCUGGGAAUUUAUUCCUUUAUGCUUAUAACUAUAAUAAUUAUACUAGUAAUAUUAGAUUUAGAACAAUGAGAUAUUUCUUUCCUAUUGUUUCAUUUGCUAUUUUCGGAAACAUUUAUUGGGAUUACAGAAGUUAGUUGACCAGAGUAAAUCUUUUUGAUGAAUAUGUUUAAUUAAGAUCAUAAGAAUUAGUUAAAUAAAAUGAGUAUUUAUUAGAGCAUGAGGAUAUUAAAAGAUAUGUUUGGUGGAAUGAAGACUUGAAAGAAACUCUAUUAAGAGUACACAGAUAAGCUAAUAAUCAUUAAAGUAGUGAUUUUUAAGAUUCUGAGCUUAUAUUAUAAGAUUUUAUUGAUAGAUAUAGUGAUAGCAAAAAUAUUAGCUUUUUAUCUAAAUGAAAAAAAAAAAAAAAAAUUAUUCUAUAUAUUUUUUUAUGUCAAUAAUAAAAUAAAUUAUUAUUGAAAUAUUUUAUUUUAACUAAAUAAUAAAUUCUUU